CCUCAACAUGAAGGUUAAAAUUUUACAAAUAUUUUUGGCUUCGGCCUUACUUUUGGUUGCCGUCCAGGGCCGUUUUAUUCAGGAGGAUGAGCUCUUGGAGAAAAUGCCUUCACAGUUCAUGGAACCGAGAGUUUAUAUGCCUGAAGAUAUCGAAACCUAUGCCGAGGAAAUUAAUAAGCCCGAAUUUGAUUUAGUUGAAAACGAACAAGUUGAACUACCUGUUGAAGUUCCAGUUGAAUCAGAAGUUGAAAUUGAACCACGCAGUGGUGGUUGUUCCAUACCCAUUCGCGGUGGUCUUAAGGCUAAACAACCCUUGUAUAUCAAACCUGGCACUACUGAAUUCUACCCUUUUUCUGAUACUGGAAGAAUUGAUGUGGCUGCUGGCAAGAAUAUUGAGAUCCAUUGUACCAGUGGCUUUGCUCAUCCUUUAUCAGGCAAGACCCAUAUCGCUACCUGUGUUAGUGGCACUACUUUUAAAGUCAAUGGUGUUCAGCACUCCCUGCCCAGUCUUGUUUGCACCAGUUGGCCUGCUUUUGUAGCUAAGAAGUCGGGCAGCAGCUGCAAUGGUGGCACUACUCUCGUCAAUGUUGGUUUUGAAUUGUCAUCUUCCCGUUUCAUGAGACAAUACCAGGUCUGCUUUAACGAACAUGAGGAAGUAACCCGCUAUGUCUACCACAAAUUAUUCCCUGGCAGCAAUUACUAUGAAACUGGUGUAGAACGCCUUAACUUUGCUACAGCCGGCUUCUUUGGCGGUAAAAAUGUGGAUAAUCUUUACACUCAGGCUAAGCAAAAAGAAACCAUAGAUCGUGAAUUGGGCUACAACGCUGAGAAGUAUUUCAAUAACCAAAAGAAUAUUUUCUUGGCUCGUGGUCAUAUGGCUGCCAAGGCUGAUUUCGUGUAUGCCUCCGAACAACGUGCCACUUUCUUGUUCCUUAAUACUGCUCCUCAGUGGCAGGUGUUUAAUGCCGGCAACUGGGCUCGUGUUGAGGAUGGUGUUCGCGCCUGGGUUACCAAACACAAGAAGACUGUUGAAUGCUGGACUGGUGUCUACGGUGUGACCACUCUGCCCAAUAAGCAUGGUGUACAAACUCAUUUGUACUUGUCUUAUGAUGCCAAUCACAAUGGUCUUAUUCCUGUACCUAAAUUGUACUUUAGAGUAGUUAUUGAACCCUCUACUCGUAAGGGCAUUGUAUUCAUUGGUGUUAAUAAUCCUCAUUUAACAUUGGCUGAGAUUAAGAAAGACUAUAUUAUUUGUCCCGAUAUUAGUGAUAAGGUUUCUUAUAUACCUUGGAAGAAGACUGAUAUUGUGGCCGGUUAUUCAUAUGCUUGUGAGGUGGCCGAAUUCCGUAAGAAGGUCACUACCUUGCCUUCAUUCUCGGUUAGCGGUCUGUUGGUUUAAAUAGGCUUUUGCCUCACUUUUUUGAAAAUCUUACACAUAUUGACCGUUUUUAGGUUAUUAUUUUAAUAAAAUGAAAUGUUUUGAAUUCUUUAUUAUU
Messenger RNA from Lucilia cuprina (Australian sheep blowfly), 1496 nucleotides. RefSeq lists its product as uncharacterized. The record is from RefSeq and is a predicted model, not a curated record. Gene Ontology annotation, molecular function: metal ion binding; nucleic acid binding; RNA endonuclease activity. NCBI's taxonomy places the organism in Eukaryota, Metazoa, Arthropoda, Insecta, Diptera, Calliphoridae. Gene Ontology annotation, biological process: apoptotic DNA fragmentation. Gene Ontology annotation, cellular component: nucleus; mitochondrial inner membrane. The transcript is spliced from 2 exons. Bases 8 to 1399 code for a protein of 463 amino acids.